AUGGAGAAAGGAAUCCAGAGGAUUGUUGCUUGGCUACCAGUCUCGGGAAGAUUCGCUCGUGUUUCACUUUUGGGUAGUAGACUGGAUGGUGAUCCCACAGUGUUGUUGUCCGAUUUUACUGGCUUGAUUAUAUUGAUGAUCCCAGGUAAUCCUGGAAAUGAGCAAUUCUACGAGCAUUUUGGACAGGUUGUUCUGAAUAAGAUAUCAAGAAUUAUGCAAAUAUCGGAGGGAAGUAUACUCUUCUGCACAGUAUCUCACCUGAAUCAUGUUCCUAUACCCAGAGAGUAUUCAGAAAUGAGCAUCUGCAACUGUGACGAUCGUAUUUCAUUGGCUGAGCAAAUUGAAUAUAAAUUCAAUUUUUGUCUUCAAUAUUUACCCAAAACAGCAAAAUUUAUUCUCAUUGGACAUUCUAUUGGUUCUUACCUCAUGUUAAGGAUAUUACCUGAUUUGCUGAAGUAUGAAUUCAAUAUUAUUCGUUGUAUAGCUUUAUUCCCUACUAUUGAGCAUAUGGCGGAAUCUCCAAAAGGUGAACAUCUUUUACCAUGGUUGAAGAAGUUCCGUAACUGGGACGGUGUUGUACAGACGCUGUUCAGCUGUUUGCGAUAUUUGCCUAAUUCUGUGAAAGAGCGCAUCUGUACUUUCGUCAUGGGAAAUCGAUGUCAGUACUUUCCGCCCUGCAUACUACGAAGUGCUGUUGAAAUUGUUGAUAUAAACGUCAUUCGAAAUAUUAUUUUCAUGGCAGUGGACGAAUUACUUACGGUUUCGAACUUAGACGAAUCCCUUCUGCGCCAUAGUGAUCGUUUCCGUUUCCUGUAUGGAACUACGGAUCAAUGGUGUCCGCUGCGUUAUGCUUUAGAAAUGCAAAAAAGGCUUGGGAAAGAUCUAGUUAUAAUCGACGACAAGAAGUGCGAGCAUGCUUUCGUGUUAAAUCAUGGAGAAGUGGUUGCCACUGAUGUCGUAAAAUGGAUUACUGAAUGUUAUGGUUGA
Molecule: messenger RNA, 987 nt
Organism: Loa loa (African eye worm)
Lineage: Eukaryota; Metazoa; Nematoda; Chromadorea; Rhabditida; Onchocercidae
Exons: 7
Coding region: 1-987 (328 amino acids)
Biological process (GO): lipid storage
Cellular component (GO): lipid droplet
Molecular function (GO): lipase activity
Source: RefSeq, a predicted model, not a curated record